Actinia tenebrosa (Australian red waratah sea anemone) is the source of this 1819-nucleotide messenger RNA. RefSeq lists its product as uncharacterized. NCBI's taxonomy places the organism in Eukaryota, Metazoa, Cnidaria, Anthozoa, Actiniaria, Actiniidae. The record is from RefSeq and is a predicted model, not a curated record.
CAAACAUGCUCUUUCAUGAAAUUUCAUGUUGUUUUUUCAGGCAAAAAGAAGUGUAAUGAAUCGUUAGCAAGAUCAUGUUAUGUCCAAUUCAAUGGAAAUGUGACUCAUAUUUGUAAAGAAGUAAAGGAAUUACAUCAUUGUCUGGAAGGUCUUUGGGAAUGUCAUGUCAUGAAGCAUCCUUCCUAUGCUUUAUCGAAAAGCAUUUUGGAUGAACAUAGAAGAUGCUUCUUUGUUAAUUAUUCUAAAAUUUUGGAAAUUUUGGAUAAAAAGUCAGAGCCAACAAAGACAAAACAUCCUAUAAACUCUACAACUGAAGCAAAAAUUGAAGAAAUAGAAACAUCCACCAACUUCCUGCCUGUUACAUUUGUUGUUGUGGCAACUGUUUGUACAUGUUUAUUCCUUAUCAUACUUGUGGUAUUUAGUGUUGUGCGGCACACCUCUUUACUACGUCGUCAAAGACAUUCUACGGUUGAAAGACCUCCUAUUAGAUUACAAAUAAGUCCUUGCCGGACAUCUCAAAGAACUCGUAGAAGCUUGCGCCGUAAUGGACGACGUAAUCGCCAUAGACAUAUGUAUGUUAUACAUGAAGCUCGACAGACUGUAUCUGGUUUCUUUGAGGGCAAUGUGCCUCCUCCUCCAUAUAGUGCUGUGUUGGAUGAGACUGAAAGCAUACGUGCAGGUGAUUUGCCACCGCCUUAUCAACCACAGCCAUUUGUUGCCAUAGGUGUCAUUGUUUAAUAUGUUUAUUUCUUCAAAUGCAGAAAAUUUCUUUAAUUUUAUAAUUAUUAUAAAGCCAUGGCUGGUUAACACAAACUUAAUGUACAGUCAUUAUAUAUACAAAUACACAUUGGUCCUCUAAAUUUUCAGAAAAUCCUUCUCGUGAAAAGUUAAGGUUUUGUACAUAUUAACUCCUAGUUAUAGUGCACACAUAAAUCCAUGAAAACUACUAAAACUAAUGGGUACUAAGAAAGUGAAAAUCCCUUGUUUUCUAUUGUUUACUGCAGUUUUUGACACUUCCAACUCGGUAGUUCUUAGGACCAUGCUGAAAUUUGGUUUUGGGAUGCUGUCAAUCAAAAGUAAUUGGUACUUUUCAUAUCAUGACUGGCAGCAGUAAAAGGAUAUUGUGUAGUUCCAAAAAUUAUCCAUACCCCCCUCACGGAGGAAUUUCUUUAAGACGCCCCCCUCCCCCCGGAAAUUCCAAUUUUCUUCCAUACAAACUCUGUAAUUGUUGUUCUUUCUCUGACCCUCCUACUCUUCAGGAAUUCCAAAUUCCUCUGUGGGGUGGGUAUGGAUGAUUUGUGGAACUACACAUUUUACAAGUCAUUGAAAUGUCUGAGUUUGCAGAAUAUCAAAAGCCAGAGUACAGUAAACACCACUAUUUGGCAUCUUUCCAAUUAGUGAUUCUUUACGGAAUUAUUGUGUCCACUAGAACAACUAAAGUAUGAAUGUUUCUGCACACAGAUAGGCUGCUCCAGUCAAGGGUUAUUAAAGCGUUGUAUUAGAUUACAUCAGUUAAAACAUUUUUGAUUUAGAGGAGCCAUAAAGAUAAGAUGAGAGUGAAACUUGAAGAAACAUGAAAACAGUUCCAAAUUGAGAAAAUUGAGUAAAAUUGGAGUCAAUUGGAAAUACUUGGUGCAAGUUCUAGGAUUAUCAAAAUAUUUUAUCAUUCCUAUAGCAUAAACUUCUGGAAUAUAACUUUUUACUGGUUUAGAAUUUUAAAAGAAAGAACUUGAGUCAUGUACUGUAAGAUGCCUUUACUGGCGAGUUGUUAUAUUCUGCUAGUCAUAUAUUGAAUAAAAAGGUGAACUUCGGAGAUUAA